This is a messenger RNA of Rhododendron vialii, 585 nucleotides long. RefSeq names its product proliferating cell nuclear antigen-like. The record is from RefSeq and is a predicted model, not a curated record. Gene Ontology annotation, molecular function: DNA binding; DNA polymerase processivity factor activity. Gene Ontology annotation, biological process: mismatch repair; translesion synthesis; leading strand elongation. Gene Ontology annotation, cellular component: PCNA complex. The transcript has 2 exons. Bases 1 to 585 code for a protein of 194 amino acids. NCBI's taxonomy places the organism in Eukaryota, Viridiplantae, Streptophyta, Magnoliopsida, Ericales, Ericaceae.
AUGCUAGAGUUCAAGCUAGUUCAGGGAAACCGACUGAGGAACGCCGUGGGGCCGCUCCAGCACAUAAGAGGGGUAGCCGCCGUCUUCUGCAAUUCGGAGACCUUGUAUCUACAAGCGUCAGACAUCGACCGUACCAUCGUCGCUCUGCUCCGGUUCCGUUCGGGGUUUUUCAACCGCUAUGUCAUCAACAGGAAGGCAAUGGCCGGCGUCGGAGUCCUUGCUCUGGGCAGUAUACUUGAAACCAUGGAUGACGAAGAUUCCAUCACUGUUCGCGCUGAUUGUCGCUCUAACAUCAUCGACUUCACUUUCGAAGAUGUUGAAACUCAUGAGACUAGAAACACGUCUGCGGACAUCGUUAAUAUCCCCCGUGAUCAUGUCGAAUUUGAUGACUCAAGCUACGAAUACGAAGUGGUAGUCGGGGUGCCAUCCGCGGAGUUCAGAAGAAUUUUUGCGAGCUUGAGGAACUCUGGUCCAGGAGGAGGUAGUGAUAAUAUCGAACUAAAAUAUACUACGAUUAUAUGUCAGAUUUUGUUGACACAUUGGUUUGAACUAGUUUUUGACCUAUUUGCAAAACUGGACAACUAG